Tachyglossus aculeatus (Australian echidna) is the source of this 1677-nucleotide messenger RNA. RefSeq names its product F-box protein 44 (gene FBXO44). The coding region runs from base 185 to 946 and encodes 253 amino acids. The record is from RefSeq and is a predicted model, not a curated record. Gene Ontology annotation, molecular function: ubiquitin protein ligase activity; protein binding. Gene Ontology annotation, cellular component: cytoplasm; SCF ubiquitin ligase complex. Gene Ontology annotation, biological process: SCF-dependent proteasomal ubiquitin-dependent protein catabolic process; glycoprotein catabolic process. The transcript has 6 exons. NCBI's taxonomy places the organism in Eukaryota, Metazoa, Chordata, Mammalia, Monotremata, Tachyglossidae.
CCCGGGGAGGAGCGUAUGACGUAAGAGCAACGCGGACCCUCCCAGGCGAGGAGCGUAUGACGUAAGAGCAACGCGGACCCUCCCAGGCGAGGAGCAUAUGACGUAAGAGCAGCGCGGACCCACCGCCCCCCAGGAGAGGAGCGCAUGACUUAAGUUCCCCUCUUCACGGCCGGCCAGAGUGGACAUGGUCACCAUCAGCGAGCUACCCGAGAACAUCCUCCUGGAGCUGUUCUCGUUAGUCCCGGCGCGGGAGCUACUGCUCCGCUGCCGGCCCGUGUGCCGCCUGUGGCGCGACAUCAUCGACCUGCUGUCUCUCUGGAAGCGCAAGUGCCAGCGCGAGGGCUUCAUCUCCGACCACUGGGACCGGCCCGUCGCCGACUGGAAGAUCUUCUACUUCCUCUGCAGCCUCAAGAAGAACCUGAUCCGCAACCCCUGCGCCGAAGAGGGAUUUGAAUUUUGGACGCUUGAUGUAAAUGGAGGAGAUGAGUGGAAGGUGGAGGACCUGCCUGGAGAGCAUGGGAGAGUAUUUCCCAAUGCCCAAGUGAAGAAGUACUUCGUCACCUCCUACUACACGUGCCUCAAGUCUCAGCUGGUUGACCUGAAAGCAGAAGGCUACUGGGAGGAGCUGAUGGACAACACCAAGCCGGACAUUGUAGUCAAAGACUGGUUCGCAGCGAGACCGGACUGCGGCUGCAAGUACCAGGUCUGCGUGCAGCUGCUCUCUUCCGGGCACGUGCCCCUGGGCACCUUCCAGCCGGAUCCUGUCGCCAUCCAGCAGUGGAGUGAUGCCAAAUGGAGAGAGGUCUCCCACACGUUCUCCAGUUACCCCUCUGGCGUCCGGUACAUCUGGUUCCAGCACGGAGGAGUUGACACAAAGUACUGGACCGGAUGGUACGGCCCCCGCGUCACCAACAGCAGCAUCACCAUCGGCCCCGAGCUGAUCUGAUGCCCAAUGCAUCUCGAAUGGUAAAUCGUUAGCCCUGCCAGAUGGGGCCCUGGCAGGGCCUCACCGCUCAUUGGAUUCCCAUCGGCACUUCGAAACGACGGUGGUUCCCCCCUCUCUUCCUCCUCCUGUCUCCCCAUUAGAGCUGAGCCUCCACAGAGCUUCAUUAUCCCGGCAGGAGGGGUGGGAAUGCUGUCCCUCUGGAUGGCUGGUCAGCCUCCCCCAAUUUAUCACAGCCCAGGGGAUCCCGUAGGUACCCAGGUCCUUUGUUUCUCCUCCCCAUGUGCCCUGCUUUCCCAAUGGAUCUCCCUUCGAGCCCCACGAGGAGCUGGAAAAGAGAGAGAGGAGGAGACGAGAAAGCUGAAACCAGCCCAUUUUGCUCCUUGGGCACAACUCUUGAGAAGUUUGAUGGCAGAGGAUGUGGAAGCUAUUAACUAAAAUGGUUCAUGGGUCGGGUGGCCAUUCAUCCCGUUUAUGCCAGACAGUCUGGGUUUCAGCUGGUCUGUCCCCUGACCAGUACUGCUUUGGGGACUGGGAGGAUCAGUAAAGGGGUGUCUGGUCUUCUUGAGGGCUGGCAGUGGCCACCCUAAGCGUGAGGAUGAUCCAGGGGUUCCAUUUAUCCAUGCUGUGAUUUCCCUAUUAGCAAGGAUCUCUGGGGACAAAGGCUGACUGUGUUUGUUUCUUCUGAUGCCACCCCUUCUCUCAGGUCUGCUGGUGGGGUUGGGCUUGUUAUC